Anneissia japonica is the source of this 1190-nucleotide messenger RNA. RefSeq lists its product as uncharacterized. Lineage: Eukaryota; Metazoa; Echinodermata; Crinoidea; Comatulida; Comatulidae. Gene Ontology annotation, biological process: signal transduction. The transcript has 7 exons. Bases 1 to 864 code for a protein of 287 amino acids. Gene Ontology annotation, molecular function: protein binding. The record is from RefSeq and is a predicted model, not a curated record.
AUGAAGGCCUACUGCAAUAAUCCUGACAUUUUCACCUUACAAGAUAAUGAACGAUUGGAAAUUAACACACGAUACCAGAGACCCAUUUGCAAAACACAGUAUAAAAAAGGUCUUGCCUUUACUCUAUCAAUCUAUUUUAUAGGUGAUCACUCUGGGAUACGUACAAGUGAACCUCCAACUACUGGAGCAUCCCCUACGACAGGUGAUCAUUCUUCUGGAAGACCUACAUGGCAACCGCAAAACACUGGAGCUUCCCCAAAUUCAGGCCAACAAGGUUCCGGUCCACCUCAGUCAGCGAAAUUCCAGUCACAAUCACGCCCCCAGGCAAACCCCCAGGCACACUCCCAUGGAACUAUGUUCACUUCCAGCAAUGUUGGCACAAAUAUCAACAUUGGUCCUGGAACCAAUAUCCAUAGUUUCAGUGUAUCGUCAGGUGUUCCUGGGCAUGGUAAUCAUGGACAAUUUGUUUAUGUACCAGGAGGUUAUGGACAUGGGCAAGGAAAUAGUUAUCCUGGACCAGGCAGUUAUGGACAGGCACAAGAAAAUGCCGGACAAGAUGCUUACUGUUUUAGACAAGAUGUCCCAAGGCAACCUGGGUACCUACCUGAUGAGGCAUUGAUGCACAUCUGCAAAGAACUAGGCAGUAAUUGGAGGAUGCUUGGUUUGAACCUAGGGAUCGGUUGGAAUGAACUAGAGAAAAUUCAUUGUAAUUUUAGAAAGGUCGAAGAUGCUAUCAUGGAAAUGUUGAUGCAGUGGAGGGAACAACAGCCACGUGCAGUAAACCAGCUGGAUAAAAUGUGUCAAGCCCUCAUAGCUCACCAAAACAUUAGAUUAGCUGAAGAAUUGCGUAAAAGGAUGAAAUAACAAGUUAAUAGAUUUGUUUAUUAUGUCAUUAUUGAAAGAUGUAAUGAUUUUAUUAUGAAGUAUUGCAUAAUAAUACAUGUUAUUAUUGUUAUUAAUUUUCUUACAUCAUUAUUAUAUUUACACUUAUAAAGAAGAGAAUGAUUAUAAUUUGUACAUAGGAAGAAAGCAUAGAAGAAAGUAAACUGUAGAGGGCAUCCUAUAGAAUUACUAGCAUUUAAAAUCACAUUUAUUACAAUUAACAAACCUGCACAAGUACAGGUAUUCCAUUCUUAUGUACAAUCGACUCUUUAAAAUUCCAGCAUAAUCAUCGUGCAUAUAGAGUUAGU